Molecule: messenger RNA, 1325 nt
Organism: Tarenaya hassleriana
Lineage: Eukaryota; Viridiplantae; Streptophyta; Magnoliopsida; Brassicales; Cleomaceae
Exons: 1
Coding region: 94-1167 (357 amino acids)
Source: RefSeq, a predicted model, not a curated record
UUGCACUUGCCACCAGGCCUCUCUCUCUCUCUCUCUCUCUCUCCAGUCAUUUAUUUCUCUCAACCCACAUUCUCUCUCUCUCUCUAUUGAGCCAUGGAUAGUCCGGCCAGCAUACGCAUCGCCGAGAAGCCUCCGGCAGUGCUCUCUCCGUGCGGAAGCCUUCGCCGGAGGAGCACCUCCUCUUCCAACUCGCCGGAGUUCGAGUUCUGGCGUCUCACGAACCCGUCGACUCAGCCCGACCCAGAUCUCGUCUCCGCCGACGAGCUUUUCCUCGACGGCGUCCUCCUCCCACUUCACCACCUCUCCUUCAAAUCCAUCCACCCGUCCGAUCCCGAUGUAUCGAAACCCGACCCGGAUCCUCAUUUCGCCGACCCGCCUGCUCCUCUCGUCCCUGAGCCAGAGUCUGCGACAUCAAAGGCAGAGCCCGCUCGAACAGCCCGACCCGGACCGGAGUUGACCCGUGAGACGGCCUUUUCCGGGUUCACAGCGUCGAAGCGUUGGAGAGAUAUAUUCAGGAAGAGUGAGUGCAAACCGCCGGGGAAGAGUCAGGAAGACAAGGAGAAGGAGAAGGAGAGUAAGAGAAGAGAGAAGAAGAGCCAAUCCGGGUCGGGUUCGGGUUCCGGUGCGGAGCUGAACAUCAACAUCUGGCCAUUCUCCAGAAGCAGAUCCGCCGGAAAUGGCGUGACCCGACCGAGAAUGUCGUUCGGAGCUCCGGCAAAUCGGAAGGUGAGCAGUGCGCCGUGCUCCCGGAGCAACUCCGCCGGCGAGUCCAAAUCGAGGAAGUGGCCGAGCAGUCCAGGUAGAGUCGGGGUGCAUCUAGGUCGGAGCAGCCCGGUUUGGCAAGUCCGCCGCGGAGUUUCUGCCGGAAAACCAAUUUCAGAGUCGCCGGUUGGUCGUGGCUCCGGCGACAGAGGUACGGGUGGCAAAAAGGAAAUUAUUGAGGCGAGGAGGGGUAAAACUGUAAAUGAGAAUAAUAAAGCGAAAGUGCUGAAUCUGAGCGUGCCGAUGUGCAUCGGUUAUCGGAGUCGGUUAAGCUGCAGAAGCGACGAGAGUGGAAGUAGCAAUAGUCGGAGUGGGAAUAGCAAUAUUGGGAGUGGCGACAGUAGUAACCCCAAUGCCACUACCCUGUUUGGUUUGCGUAAUCUUUUCAUUAAGAAGGUUCAUUGACUUUGACUUACCUGUAAUUUUUGUAUUAUAUAAUUUUCAUCGUCAAACCCUCUAGACGGUCUCGAGGGUCUCUCUCUUAUUUUCUUUUUGUAUUUGUUGAUGUCUUUGCUGUUACUAUCUUUUGAUUCUACUGUAAAUGACGAAUCUAGUGCAUUCAA